AUGCAUGUUCCAAGUCCUUGGACCGUCCCCUGCACCGGAAACGCACGACUGACGUGCAGCGUCUUACAGCAUCUUUUCCCCAGCAAUGAAACGUUCACAGGUGGCUCACAGUACUACCAAACUUUGGUGCAGGUUCCAUACUCCGCAAUAUGUGAAAAGGAUCCAGCCUGUUUCGUAACGCCGGAAUCAAGCGACGAUGUAUCACUUAUCAUGCGUGUCUUGACAGCGACCAAUACCAAGUUUGCCAUUCGCAGUUGGGGCCACCUCCCUCUCCCUGGGUGGAACGCCGUCGGAAGCGAUGGCGUCGUUAUUUCGCUAGAAAGACUCCAAAAGAAGGUCCUAAGCGCCGACAGGAAGUACGCAACUCUUGGCCCGGGUCAAAACUGGGGGACAGUGUACGAUUGGUGUGUGGCCAACGGCGUGCAGGUUGUUGGAGGCCGUGAUAUUGGAGUCGGGGUCGGCGGCUUUCUUCUCGGUGGUGGCAUCUCCCUCUUCAACGACAAGAAAGGCUUAGGUCUGGAUCAGGUUGUUAGAUACGAGAUCGUUUUGCCAAGUGGCAAAGUGGUCAAUGCAACUACAAAGAAAAACGCGGACCUGUAUAAGAGCUUGAAAGGCGGGCUGAGCAAUUUUGGUAUCGUCACUGAAUUCGAAGUCAUUACCUCGGACAUCAUUGAUAUCAAUUACGAAGUCAACCUCUACCACAAGAACGUUACAAGGGCCAUACUGUCAGCCUACGCCGACUUUCUACGUGAAGAUGGCCCCGGCGAUGCCGUCGUACAACUGGAGGUGUCGCAGAACGCAACACUGGUCUUCUUUGGGCACAUCGGGCACGUCAGUUCUGCGCCAGAAUUCAAAGCCUUCCGCUCGAUCCCGGUCAUGAGACCGUUCCUUCCCCCAAGUAAUGGCACGGUGGCUUCAUUCCUAUCCGCUGCCUUAGGAUCGUCUGGGAAUGGUGCAAACGGCGAAAGCCCCGGCUCAUACUACCAUACCUCUGUUGCACAAAAGAUCCCCGAUUCAAAGCUGAUACUCGAGGCAUACGACGAGUACCUGAAAGCUGCAACAAUGCUGGAACCCGGCAUGGCCAUGUACUUUGCCCCCCAGGGCUUCACAUCUGCACUAGUCAAAGCAGGCAAGGCGUUGAACGGUGGCAACGUCAUGGGACUCGAUGAUGUCCCGCAAUUCUGGCACGACACAUACGUCACGUUUCCCAACGUGAACCAGUACGGGCUCGCACAAAAGGCCGUCGACUCCUGGGAGGCGGCUUGGACGAAGAAAGCUAAGAAGGAAGGCUCGUUUUUGCCGAUCAUCUACUCCAACAACGGUAACAUCCAUUCGAGACCACUCAGCGGCUACGGGCAGAAGAACUUUGACUUCAUCAAGAAGACGGCGAAGAAGUACGAUCCGAAUGGCGUGAUGCAGACGCUUCAGAACGACGGCUUCUUGAUCAGAAAAGAGGCUUAAAGUCGCUGAUUUCUUAUUGCGUUGUAUUUCGGCUGUACAUUGUAGGGUUGCCUUUCUCGUAACGCCUUGUUUGCUAGAGUACUGUAUCUCUGUAGUUCAUUGCCGAUAUGCCACCCUGGGUUCCAGCUUGGUUCCGUUCACUCGUCGUCGUUGUCGCACUUAUCUUGUUCGGCGGCUGUCUGUCUGGUCCCUUGCACAGAAUAAUCGAGCAUAUCAACGGGUUUGAAAAUGAACACACCCGAGUGAAAGAUUGAUUGAUUAACCUAAUGCCUAGUCAACAGGUUUUGGUCAGAUUGAGGUGGUCAUGGUGCUAGCACACUCGGCCUCUUCGAUCCGUUGGUGCUGUGUUGGGCAGACUAGUGCGUGCUGUCUACAAUGCCAGACAGCCUCGUGUCUCGGAUCUAGAUGAAGCAUGAGGUCCCCUAUCUCGUAGCAUGAUACACGCGAGCAUUAUUGAUCUG
This is a messenger RNA of Paraphaeosphaeria sporulosa, 1922 nucleotides long. RefSeq names its product FAD-binding domain-containing protein. The transcript is spliced from 8 exons. Lineage: Eukaryota; Fungi; Ascomycota; Dothideomycetes; Pleosporales; Didymosphaeriaceae. The record is from RefSeq and is a predicted model, not a curated record. Bases 1 to 1461 code for a protein of 486 amino acids. Gene Ontology annotation, molecular function: FAD binding.